This is a messenger RNA of Misgurnus anguillicaudatus (oriental weatherfish), 663 nucleotides long. RefSeq names its product lysozyme C. Gene Ontology annotation, molecular function: lysozyme activity. The record is from RefSeq and is a predicted model, not a curated record. NCBI's taxonomy places the organism in Eukaryota, Metazoa, Chordata, Actinopteri, Cypriniformes, Cobitidae.
ACUUUGCACUAACGGACAGAAAUACUCUGACAACUAUCAUAGAAACAUCAUGAAGGUUAUUGUGUUUCUUCUGCUCAUUCUGGCUGCAAAUGCCAAGAUAUUUGAGAGAUGUGAACUAGCAAGAGCUCUGAAAGCCUAUGGCAUGGACGUCGAUACAGGUGUCAGUCUGGCCGAUUGGGUUUGCUUAACAAAUUCGGAGUCUAGUUACAACACACAAGCCAUCAACCACAACACUGAUGGAUCAACAGACUAUGGGAUUUUCCAGAUCAACAGUCGUUAUUGGUGCUAUGAUGGUCGAACACCUGGGCGUACCAGCAAUGGCUGUAAAAUCAACUGUUCAGACCUGCUGAGCGAUGGCAUUUCUUUAUCUGUUAAUUGUGCCAAGAUCAUAGCGAGGCAGCAAGGCAUUUCUGCAUGGUACGGCUGGAUAAACAAAUGCAAGGACCGUGAUUUGAAUCCAUAUAUUGCAGGAUGUGGAGUUUAACUAUUUUUUUUCAUAUGUUGCAAAUCGCAUAAUGUUAAAAUAUUUUUUUCAUGCAAAGAAAUAUGUUUCAUGUGAUUUACUUCUGAAGCAUUCAUAGCCAAUUGUUAUAUACUACAAUAAAACAGUAAAAGAAAACUGCUGCAUGAAUAAUCAAUAAAGAAUGUCUCUAUGAUUUUAAA